AUGUCCUUCACCUUUGAAGUACCGCUUACACUCCCUCAUGAAUGUAUCCGCCCAUCUGAUAUCCCCGCUUCGCAUUCUGAUUUGACGACUGAGUGCGGGAUCAAGGCUAUAAGGAUGCCUACCGAAGAAGAUGCAGUUAUUACCGUGAUGUAUGGGCUAAGUGUAAUUCCUGAUACCCUUACCAUGGAAGAAGCCCAGGUAGAAAUGGGGAUACAGAUGCGGAUGCCAGCAUCGAUAGCGAGAAUAGCUCUCCACGAUGAUAUCGAAAAUGCUGAGUAG
This is a messenger RNA of Penicillium vulpinum, 279 nucleotides long. RefSeq lists its product as uncharacterized. Lineage: Eukaryota; Fungi; Ascomycota; Eurotiomycetes; Eurotiales; Aspergillaceae. The record is from RefSeq and is a predicted model, not a curated record. The transcript has a single exon. The coding region runs from base 1 to 279 and encodes 92 amino acids.